Molecule: messenger RNA, 603 nt
Organism: Insectozyma verbasci
Lineage: Eukaryota; Fungi; Ascomycota; Pichiomycetes; Serinales; Debaryomycetaceae
Source: the annotation of a GenBank genome assembly
AUGUUUAUAAGAUCACCAAUAAUAUUUAAACCAUGGGUUAAUAGUAGGUGUUUGUCUAGUAUUACCAAAUUUGAUACUAGAAAAUUUGUACGAUCUUUACAAGAACAAGGUGGAUUUAAUGAAAAACAAUCAGAAGCAGCUGUAUCGAUUGUAAAUCAAGCUAUAAAUGAUGGUAUAUAUUCAAUUACAAAUAAUUUGGUUACUAAAGAAACCUUAAGUUCAAUAGCUUAUCAACAAAAAGUUGAUUUUGCAAAAUUAAAAGGUGAAUUACAAACACUUGAUAAAUCGGAAUUUUCAAGUCUUAAAAAAGAGCAAGAAAAAUUAAGAACAGAUUUAACAAACUUAAAAAAUAGAUUAAAAGAAGAAAUUACCAAAAAUCAAGCUAGUGUAAGAUUAGAUUUAAAUUUAGAAAAAGGUAGAAUUAGAGAAGAAAGUUCUGUUCAUGAAUCAAAAAUUGAAGAUACAUAUUCAAGAAUAGAUGAAGAAGUAGCAAAUAUGCAAAUGCAAAUCAAAUCGGUUAAAACACAAGUUUUACAAUGGUUGAUGGGUGUAAGUACUGGUUUACUUGCAUUACUAUUUACAUUUACAAGGUUCUUCUUAUAA